GAGCCAGCUUGUGCCGGGGGUCAGACUAGAUGGCCCGGGAGACCCCUGCUGACUUGCUAUUUUUCUAACUUCUGAAGUCAUGGCAACAAGGAAAUGGAUUUUAGUAUUUGGUCAGGUAAAUAUGGGACAGCACUUUAAAAACUAUCCUAGGAUGUAAAGCUUAAAGAUAGAAUUUUGAGUUGAGUCUGGAAACAAACUGGCAGCUAAUGAAGAUUGCUUAAUACAGUUAUAAUAUUAUCUAAAAGACUGGCCCCAAGUGAUCAUCUGGCAGCUUCAUUUUAUCAGUUGAACUUUCCAAUCAUUUUCAUAGGUGGCCCCAAGCUGAGCCAGUGUUGAUGUGACUAAUACGUAAAAUUUUUAACCUAAUUGCUUUCUGGAUUGUAACUUGUUAAGUGUUUGGGAUACAAUCUAGCAGGCAUGUCUGUCAAAUCAUCAUUAUUUGAAUCUAGACCAGUGGUCCCCAGACUUUUUGGGGCUUCCCCCUCCUUUCCUCUUGAGCAACAACCUUAGUGCCCCCAUGCCUCUUUCUUUGUAUUAGGUCUAUUGCUCUACUCCAAAUGUAAAACAACCAAUCACUGCCCCUUGGAUCUUUUCGCUGUCCCCACUGCUGUCCACUUUGGGUAUCAUUCAUCUAGACAAAUUAUUCAUAGGUUCAUUUGAACUGUACAUUCUUUUGUUCCCCUUAUAAAUUAGUUACAGUUUAUAAACUACAUUGCUUGAAGAACUCUUACUGAAGAUUUGCUGAAAUCUCAAGGAUGCCAUAGAAUAAGCUGUUCAUUACAACAUCAUUCAUUUUUAAAUUCCUGUUUUAUUAUGCUGGUGACCUUCAAUGUACAUAUACUUGAAGUACUGAAUAGAAAGCAACCACUGUUUUCCCAGCUUUAUUCUCCAUUCAUUGUAUAGAACUUAGUUUUAAUAAAACAGCAAGAUACAAGGACAUUAACAGCAAGUCGUUGGCUAGAUCCUGAACAGCAACCAUUAUUUAUGCUAUUGGUGCCUUGUGCAGGACAAUCCAGUGUCGCAAUGGAAACUGAACCCAAGAAAGGCUCACGUAAACAUGGGAAAUAUGGAAGACAUUCUCAUAGAGUAGAUGCUCUCCUGGAAUUCUAUUGCAAUGAGAAACAAGAGAAGAAGAGGAUGAAAGCAGCAUACAUCAUCCAGAAAGCCUGGAGAAGAUGGCUGGAUAUUGGUGUGUUUGACUACUAUAAAGAACUAAUAGGCUUCAAGCUGUGUGGGGAGCCCUCUCAUUUGAUGAAGUACAUUGAUCCUAGAGAGGCAGAAUUUUUAGAUGCUGCAGCAGGGGUUCAUAUGAAAUUUAGGUUAGGUGGGAUAAAGUUUCCUCCAAGCAUAUAUUACAAAAUAUUUACUCACAGGCCUAUUGUGGAUGUGUGUGCAUAUAGUCCCAAAGAUUAUACAAAACUUGCAAUCACAACAAGGCAAACACGAAAACUCCAGAAAAAGAGCUGUGAGGAUCCUAGUGACUGGUAUAAACGCAUAGAGAAUAAUGGCUGGAGACUUCUGUCCCCCAGGUUCUGGAAAGCCCUGGACCCUAUAACUGCUGAAGACAACCUCAGAGUGAAGGAAUUUGAGUGCUUGAGCAUGCUAAAGAAACAAGAAAUGAUAAAACGAAGAAAAAGGAGAAAAAUAGAAUGGCUAAAAAAAAUGUACUUUGGAAAAAGCCUUCAAGUGCAAACUGCGGAUCCAGCUGCAACAGUCUUAAUUCAAAGAGCAACAGAAGGUUUAAUCAGCACUUUGGAGAAUGAAGGAAUAGAUAAAGUGAUGGAAUGGGAAGUGGAUGAAAUGUUGAAAUGGACAAAUGCACUCAACUAUGAAGAGUAUGUCAAACAAUGGAAAGAAAUUGGAACAAGCAAGUUAUCUGAUAGCUACCAAGGCUUUCGGUUUACUGACCAAUCCUAUGAGCUGUCUGACUUAGCUCGGCUACCACACGUGUUCCAUGAAAUUGUACGAUCUCAUAUGACUAAGGUACAAGCAAAGAACUAAUGCCAGUAAGCAUCUCAAUUCAGAUUGGAGUGGAAAAGCACACAUUUGACAACUUUUGGAAGAAUCAACUAUAAUAGUAUCAAAGUAACACAGAAGGAGGCAAGCCUAACAAAACAGUAUAAAUGUAUGGUUGUGUACUUGUCUACCUUAGCACAUUUAUGUAAAAAUUAAAUGCAUUUUAAUCAGAUCUAGUCAUGAUGCUAUUGUGAACCACUCUGAGUAAAAAAAAACCUUGUUUUGGAAAAGGCAAAUCACCCACUGUUAUACAUAACUAUGUCUAUAAUUAAUACACAUAUUCAAAUAGCAUUCCUUAGGUUUACAUUUCUAAAAUAUAAACAAUGUGAUUAUCAGUUAAUUAUCCUGUCUCGGGUAGCUUUAGAUGUUACAUAAUAGUGACAGCAGAGGAACCACAACCAAUUAAUUACAACUAAAUAAAAUUUCAGACUUUACUUGUAAUGGCAGUGAAUAAUGUUAAAGUCAACAUCAGCCCAAAUAGGAACCUCAGCUGCAGCCUUCUUGGUGUGACUUUAAGAAAAAUAUUUACAUUAGUCGUGGGUGGUAGAGUGUUAGAUGAAAGAGCCAAACCAUCCUAUAGAGGUGAGACAUUUCUGAUUCAUGUACAUUGUUUUCUUCCCACAUUCUGCAGCUUAAAUAAAAAGGUUUC
Molecule: messenger RNA, 2665 nt
Organism: Varanus komodoensis (Komodo dragon)
Lineage: Eukaryota; Metazoa; Chordata; Lepidosauria; Squamata; Varanidae
Gene: CUNH11orf65
Product: chromosome unknown C11orf65 homolog
Exons: 9
Coding region: 985-2001 (338 amino acids)
Source: RefSeq, a predicted model, not a curated record